AUGCCGGCAGGGGUCGAUGACGUGGUUCGAUCAGUUCAUUGGGCUGUAUCCGCAGCGACUGCGCAGGCGCUCUUCUGGGUACAUAAACUCGACAUUCGCAGGCAGGUAUUUCUCCUGCCGCCAAUGAACCUGCCCAUCGGCGGGAAUCCGUCUGUCUCUGCAAAGCCUACUCCUACUAGCCGAAACAGGCCCUUCCGAUCGUCCAACGCUGAGCCAGUAGCCAACAAGGGCGACGGUCUGGCGCAACAACAUCAGCCCUACCAGCUCUGGAAGACCAAGUCCGACGAUGUGAAGAUGAUGCGUGCAGUUUUGCUUGCCAAGACACCAAGCAAACCUGCCCGCAUCGUCUUCGCCUUGCCCGACUCGUUCAUCCACAGCCGGCUUGCACCGCGUACGUCUAGGUAUCAAUCCCGUCCGUUGUGGAGAGCGGGGUGUGGCUGGCCGGGCUCGCCAGGACGCCCGGAGAUUCCGAAAGAGCCGAAACAACCCGCGCCUUCCUUCGACGUGGACCUUCCUUUCAAGAUGGCCGGAGGAGGGAUGCCUUUGGCCCAGGAGACUGCACCUCUCACUGUUAAAAAACAUCCUUCCGCCAGUCAUCUUGGAAGGGAUGUCGAUGUUGGAGGCUUCUGCGAAGUUUGCUCUUCUUCUGGAAGCUGUGGCCGGCUUCAGACCUCAGCGGAAGUAGUUGUAGGCCUGUUGGGUCUUGCCGGAUCAACUUUCUUCGGGUGUUUUUUUAAAUUGAUUGUUUAA
Messenger RNA from Puccinia triticina, 750 nucleotides. RefSeq lists its product as uncharacterized. NCBI's taxonomy places the organism in Eukaryota, Fungi, Basidiomycota, Pucciniomycetes, Pucciniales, Pucciniaceae. The record is from RefSeq and is a predicted model, not a curated record. Bases 1 to 750 code for a protein of 249 amino acids. The transcript has 3 exons.